Messenger RNA from Camellia sinensis, 793 nucleotides. RefSeq names its product heavy metal-associated isoprenylated plant protein 26. NCBI's taxonomy places the organism in Eukaryota, Viridiplantae, Streptophyta, Magnoliopsida, Ericales, Theaceae. Gene Ontology annotation, molecular function: metal ion binding. The record is from RefSeq and is a predicted model, not a curated record.
UCAAACCUCUUCCUUUUGCGUGUGUUUCAAAUUACAGUGUUAUAUCGCUUUUGAAAACGUUGUCGGAGAUAGAUGGGCGCUUUAGAUUAUCUCUCUGAUUAUUUCUCUGACCUUGUCGACUGCUCUCGCAGUCAUGGACGCAAGAGGCUCAAAAAACACAAGCAACUUCAGACUGUGGAAAUAAGGAUAAAAAUGGACUGCGAAGGGUGCGAGAGGAUGGCGAGGAAAUCAGUGCAGGGCAUGAAAGGUGUGUCACAGGUGGAGGUGGACCGGAAGCAGCACAAGCUCACGGUCGUCGGAUACGUGAAUCCGAAGAAAGUACUCCAUCGGGUGAGGCAUCGGACGGGCAAGAAAGCCGAGAUGUGGCCCUACGUGCCCUACGAUAUGGUGGCGCACCCUUACGCUCCUGGGGUUUACGACAGGAAAGCGCCGCCCGGGUACGUGAGGAACGUGGAGCUACAGGACCCUCAAAGGUCUAGCUUGGCACGAGCGAGUUCUGCUGAAGUCAAGUAUAUCACUGCUUUUAGUGAUGAUAAUCCCAAUGCCUGUUCUGUUAUGUGAAUUGUUGUGUAUGUGUACAUAUAUAUAUAUAUAUAUAUUAGUCUAGUGUAGAUAUGAAUUUUCAUUUGUGAUGUGUUUUGUUGGACUGGGCUUUUAGUUUGAUGUAGGAACAAUUUGAAUUGGAAGCAAAAGAGUGGUGUGUAAAAUUGUAUAUUAUACAAUUGUCAAUAUGAAUAGGAAGCAAAAGAGUGGUGUGUAAAAUUGUAAAUUUGUAUAUAUAACAUUUGAGUGA